Messenger RNA from Macrobrachium nipponense, 2106 nucleotides. Its product is annotated as homeobox protein MSX-2-like. Lineage: Eukaryota; Metazoa; Arthropoda; Malacostraca; Decapoda; Palaemonidae. The transcript is spliced from 2 exons. The record is from RefSeq and is a predicted model, not a curated record. Gene Ontology annotation, cellular component: nucleus. Gene Ontology annotation, biological process: regulation of transcription by RNA polymerase II; embryonic morphogenesis. Gene Ontology annotation, molecular function: RNA polymerase II transcription regulatory region sequence-specific DNA binding; DNA-binding transcription factor activity, RNA polymerase II-specific. The coding region runs from base 487 to 1449 and encodes 320 amino acids.
AGGUCCCAGUUAGUAGCUGGGGAUAGCCAAGACUCCUAAGUUAACUCCGUGCUGGUGAAUUGAUAACUUGUGUAAACAUCCGUAUCCGCUCCAGUGGUUUGAGUUUUCCCUGAAUCUCUCUCUCCCCCUCCCCCUUCCUCCCCAUUUACAUACGGAAGCUGACGUUUGAGAAACACGCUGAAAGUGCCACUUAAAGAGUUUCCCGUGAGCGUCGCAAGUUCACACAUAGAGAGAGAUAGAUCCCAUGGGAACACAUUGAGGCCGAGCUUUGUCAAGACAUCUGGGUCGGAUGUUUUCGUUGUGGCGGACGCGGUGCUGCGAGAGUCCUACCCACAAUCGAAAGCGCCUGUCAGGGAGCAAAUCCGCGUCCUCAUGAUGAGAGACUCAGUUCAGAGGAGAACGAACGCUGAAGUGUGACUUUCAGGAGAAACAUUCGAUCGUAGCCUACGCCCCACGUUUUUUGGUUCAUAUUUAAUUAGUCUGACGAUGUCUGGCGUCAUAGCUGCCGAGGCCGUCAGGGCAAGUCAUAAUUCAGCCUUCAGCGCCGUCGUCCGGAAAAGCUUUUCCUUUUCCGUCGAUGCCAUCCUUGGUUCAUCCCCGUCGAAGGAUGCAGCGAAGGAACCCGUGUCGCCGGAGAGCAUCGGUACCACUCGUGUUCCACUCCCGGAGACUUCAUUAACGCCCCCUGCCGAGGAUAGGUUGUCCGCGAAAGACUUGGACGAAGAAGUCGACGACGAAGAGAUCAAUGUCGAUUCGGAUCAUAUCGACGACGACGGUCGAUGUGAAGUUAACCGCGAUCCAGAAGACCUGAGCCGCCUCGCCCCAGCACUGCCGAAUUUAUUAGGCUCCCUUGGUGGAGCUGGACCCCCACUGCCACCAGCAUCAACGUCCUCCACAGUUAUCGCUCCACAGCUACAAGGGACUUGGCCUCCUAACCUCCUCCUCCAUCACCAACUGGCACUCAGGGCGUUAGCGAGAUCCCCAGAGCCGCCGAAGUUCCUUGGUCCCGUGAAAGUCAACCUGCGAAAGCACAAGCCCAACCGGAAGCCGCGCACGCCCUUCACAACGCAGCAGCUCCUGUCUCUGGAGAAGAAGUACCGGGAGAAGCAGUACCUGAGCAUUGCAGAACGGGCCGAGUUCUCCGCCUCUUUGAACCUGACCGAGACGCAGGUCAAGAUUUGGUUCCAAAACCGAAGGGCGAAGGACAAGCGGUUGAAGGAGGCGGAACUGGAGAGGAUGAGAUACACCUCCAGGCCGCUUUUGCCCCACAAUCCCCUGCUGGCCCCGGCGUCUCUCCUUCCGCCCUUCCUCCUCCCGCCCGCGUUGGCGCAUCCACAGCAUCAGUUAUCCCCCCCGAGUUUGCGCCCGCAGCAUCCUUUAUCGGUGGGCGUGUUCUCCAAUCCCUCAUCUGGGGGAGUGGGUGGAGGUGCCGGUGGGUGUCGACAAUAAACGCUCCGAAGAAAAUAUCCAUUGGAGUGUUCCUAGACAGACAAUGAUGGCGAGGCCAUGAACGAGAGAAUGAUGACUGUUCUAAUAGACGAAGCUCCCUCUGAUAGUAGAGUGAUGUCAGUGUCAUAUCGUUGUCUUAUAAUGAUCCUGUUAUUCAUUCGUGACAAUGAAGAGGGCGACCCAAAGUGACUUUGAUUUUUUUUCCGCUCUCUCUCUCUCUCUCUCUCGCGUGUGUCAAAUAUCACUUGACCAGGUGUCUGUGUUCGGGGGUGGCGUCACUCGCAUCUUAUGGACAGACGAGGGUGUAACAGGAGGCGCAUCAGCAAUCCUUUCACGAACAAUACCCACCUGGCAGAGAAAUGAACGACGACGCUCAUUCCUCACCGUAGGAAAGAAAUGCCUCGAUGGCUUAGUAGUUACAGCGUCUGCGCCGUUAUGUAUGUAAACUAGAUGUUAUAAUCAUUCAACGUCUUACAGAUAUGACUAUUUCCAAACUGAAAGUAACCGCUGCUCAGAUUUUAUUUUACUAAUAAUUACCUCUUACCAAAGAAUAUUUUGCUUAAGAUGCAGCAGUGUGGAUCUUAUUAUUAUUAUUAUUAUUAUUAUUAUUAUUAUUAUUAUUAUUAUUAUUAUUAUUAAAGCUUUUAACAUAACUAA